AUGUCCCCUACUCUAUCGCACUCUUUCCUUUUGCAAACGUUUAACAUGCAGCCAAAUGCGCAUGGCUACAUCCACGAUAUGCCGCCCAGAAGGGCUGCGAUGGUGAAUGUGCAACGAAAGAAGUUGUCUAGGCGUGGCCCGAUGCAACUCAACGUCUUCUCGACCUUGGUGGCGAUUCACUGUUUCACCUGCUCUAUCUUCUUAUUCCCCAACUUCGUAUUCAUGGCCCGUGGUGUGGAAGGCAACGAAAUGUCUACCCCCAAAGCCUCACAAAAGAAGCAGCCUGCCUCUACCUCACAAUCUGCAAAGAAUCAAAGGUCCAUCUUAGGCUUUUUCCAGAAGAAAUCGACCAAUUCACCUAGCCCAGCACCGUCGGAAUCAGUUUCAUCCAGCAAGACCCCGACAUCCACUCUAGCCAGGAGAGCUUUCACCAAACCGAAUGCAGCCAUAACUCCUUUACCCAGCAGCGAUGCACCCGAUCUCUCGAGCCCAAUCAAGCUGGAACGUGAGUUGACUGUGGGGAGGAACAAAGAGAAUGAAGUUGUAGGCAUUGCGCCCAGUAGUCCGUCUAGGAAGGCUCGAAAACCUGUCAACUAUGCAGAGUCAGACGAGGACGACGACAGAGAAGACGAGGUCCUUGGCCUCGUUGGCAACAACGUGAGAGGUCGCACCAUAAAGCGUAGAAGAAUCAUCGUCGAGGAAGAUUCAGAUGAUGAGUUCGGCAUGGAUGCAGCUACGCAGCAGGCCAUGAUCGACGACGAUGUGGAUGACUUUAUUGUCCCCGACGAUUCUGAAGAAGACCGGGCCGUAGCGAAAAAACGCAAGCGAGGAGUUCCGGCCACAGCGCGCAGCAAAAAUACGCCCGCAUCCUCUCCACCGGUGCUGACUAUCAAGUCUGAGGCAACAGAAGACGAAGACGGACAUGAAGAGGUGGUCAUGACCACUACUUCGACCACGCAGCAAUGGAUUUAUGACCCUGAAAACCCUGCGGUACUGAAACAACGGUCAGCUCCGACUCCCAGAAGUAAUGCUCGCAAUAAGCCCAAGGAACGACCUUCCGCUUCAGAACCAGAGACGAGAUACUCAUGGCUAGCACAUAUGCAGGACGCUGAUCGUCAUCCUGACGACCAUCCCGACUAUGAUCCUCGUACGCUGUAUAUCCCCCCAGGAGCGUGGGACCAAUUCUCGCCGUUUGAGAGACAAUACUGGGAAAUCAAGAGCAAGUUCUGGGACACCAUCGUGUUUUUCAAGAAGGGCAAGUUCUAUGAACUGUACGAGAAAGACGCGACAAUCGGACAUCAGCUCUUCGACCUGAAACUGACUGAUCGUGUCAACAUGCGUAUGGUCGGGGUACCAGAGGCUUCCCUUGAUUUGUGGGCAGCACAAUUUGUCGCUAAUGGGCACAAAGUUGCAAGGGUUGAUCAGAUGGAGUCAGCUCUGGCUAAAGAGAUGCGUGAGCGUGAUGAUGUUGGAGAGAAGAGCAAGGGUUCCAAAAAAUUAGACAAGGUUAUUAGGCGUGAGCUUGCAGCUGUACUCACUUCGGGCACCCUUGUGGACGCUGGAAUGCUUCAAAGCGACAUGUCAACUUAUUGCAUGGCCGUAAAAGAGAUUGACCGGGAUAAUCUGCCUGCUUUUGGUGUUGCAUUCGUCGACACGGCCACUGCACAGUUUCAGCUUUGCGAAUUCACUGACGAUAUCGACAUGACGAAAUUUGAAACGCUCAUUGCGCAAAUGAGGCCUGGGGAACUCCUCCUGGAGAAAUCUUGUCUCUCCGCUAAAGCUAUGAGGAUCCUCAAGAACAACACAGCGCCUUCGACUAUCUGGAACACACUGAAACCAAUCAAAGAGUUCUGGCCAGCCGAUACGACCAUUCGUGAGAUAGAUGCGAACAACUACUUCGAGUCGCCUACCGAACAUAAUAUCGAGGCCUGGCCGCCAGUGCUCCGCGAGGCGCGCGAGCAGGAGCUCGUCAUGUCGGCUUUCGGUGCUUUGUUGCAGUAUCUCAGGACCCUCAAGAUCGAGCGCGAUUUAGUCACACUUGGGAACUUUCAGUGGUACGAUCCCAUCCGCAAAGCCACAAGUUUAGUUUUGGAUGGCCAAAGCUUGAUCAAUCUUGAAGUUUUUGCCAAUACAUUCGACGGUUCAUCUGAAGGCACACUAUUCGCCAUGUUGAACCGCUGCAUCACGCCGUUUGGGAAGCGACUGCUAAGGCAAUGGGUCUGCCAUCCGCUUGCAGACGCCCAGAAAAUCAAUGCGCGCUUAGAUGCUGUGGAUGCCUUGAACGCUGAUUCCACUGUAAUGGACAGUUUCAGCUCUUCACUCAGUAAAUUGCCCGACCUCGAGCGUCUCAUAUCUCGUGUGCACGCGCUUCGCUGCAGGGCUCAAGAUUUCCUUAAAGUACUGGAAGGAUUUGAGCAAAUUGAGUACACGAUUAGCUUGCUCAGACAAUUUGGCGAUGGCGAAGGUGUUAUAGGACAGUUGAUCUCUUCAAUGCCAGAUCUUAACACCGCUUUGUCGAAGUGGAAAUCAGCGUUCGACCGUAAUGUUGCUAAAAAGGAAGGCAUCUUAGUACCUGAGCUCGGCAUCGAAGAAGACUUCGACAAUAGCCUAGCAGAGAUCGAAAGUUGUCGAGCUGACAUGGAUGUCUUGUUGAAAAAGGCACGAAAAGACUUGGGAUGCAACACGAUCUGCUUCCGUGAUAAUGGCAAGGAGAUCUGCCAACUCGAAGUACCAAAGAAAGUCAAGGUUCCAAGCAGCUGGGAUCAAAUGUCUGCCACUGCCAAGGUCACACGUUACUACUCUCCUGAGCUUCGCAAGUUGGUUCGAAAGCUCCAAGAAGCUCAAGAAAUACACGGACAGAUUACUCGCGAGGUUGCAACACGUUUCUGCAAGCGCUUCGACGAGGACUACAAGACUUGGCUCGCUGCUGUCAAGAUCAUCGCCCAACUCGACUGUCUGAUCAGCUUGGCAAAGGCCUCUGCUUCUCUCGGAGAACCUAGCUGCCGUCCGGUAUUCGAAGAGGGCGAUCGCACCGUUAUUCAACUUGAGGAGCUCCGCCAUCCUUGCAUGCUCAACACUGUUGGCGACUUCAUACCAAACGACAUCAAGCUCGGCGGUGACACAGCUAACAUUAGCUUACUCACUGGUGCUAAUGCAGCAGGUAAAUCAACAAUUCUGCGAAUGACGUGUAUUGCUGUUAUCCUCGCCCAAGUCGGCUGCUAUCUGCCGUGUACAUCCGCAAGACUAAUGCCCGUUGAUCGUAUCAUGUCACGUCUUGGGGCAAAUGACAAUAUCUUUGCUGCACAAUCUACUUUCUUCGUUGAACUCUCCGAAACGCAAAAGAUCCUCUCUGAAGCAACCCCUCGAUCCCUCGUCAUUCUAGACGAGCUUGGUCGCGGUACAUCGUCCUACGAUGGUGUCGCUGUUGCACAAGCCGUCCUACACGACAUUAGCACACGUGUAGGUUGCGUCGGCUUCUUUGCUACUCAUUACCGGUCCCUAGCCAAGGAAUUCGAAUUUCACCCCGAGGUUCAGAACAAGAGAAUGCGGAUCCAUGUCGACGAUGACUCCAAGUCUAUAACGUUCUUGUAUAAACUUGAAGAGGGUGUCGCCGAAGGCAGUUUUGGUAUGCACUGCGCAGCCAUGUGCGGCAUACCCAGUAAGGUUAUUCAGACUGCGGAGAAGGCAGCGCGAAAAUGGGAACAUACUUCAAGGCUGGGUGAGCGUAUGGAAGUCAACAAGGGUGAGGGUGGAGUGUAUGUGCCGCUGGGCCUGCAGAGUGAUGUUGCCUGGACGCUGAGAGAGGGUCUUGAUGGGGUCGGCGAUCGCGCCCUCGAAGUGCUGCUCAAAGCUAUCGCGACGUUGUGA
Messenger RNA from Plenodomus lingam JN3, 3867 nucleotides. RefSeq lists its product as uncharacterized. Gene Ontology annotation, cellular component: MutSalpha complex; nucleus. Gene Ontology annotation, molecular function: mismatched DNA binding; ATP binding; ATP-dependent DNA damage sensor activity. Lineage: Eukaryota; Fungi; Ascomycota; Dothideomycetes; Pleosporales; Leptosphaeriaceae. The record is from RefSeq and is a predicted model, not a curated record. Gene Ontology annotation, biological process: mismatch repair.